AUGUCUGAUAAACAAAGUACCGGGUCUGGCAGGAAUUCUGCAAACCAAGCUUCGAGUAUCAACAAGAAUCACCAGCUUCUUGAAUAUAAUUCCAAAGAGAAGUUUCUGCGCAUAACUCUGGACUUCAUGAACGAUGUAUCGCCGAUAUUCUUUGACCGUUUAAUCGAGACCUUACCAAAUUACCGCAAUCGAGUGACAAGCAUCACCAUCAGGGUGAUUUUUAAACCUAAAGACAAGGACGACCUCAAUCAUACCAUGACACGUCAUGGGAUCCUCGAGGAUGUGGUAGAUAAACUCAACAACUUCCAACGUUUGGCCCGAGUUCGUUUCGUUCUUAACCUCGACUAUCUCAGCCUAAGCCAGAUCGAAUCUGCAAGCGCGAUCUAUGGAUUGAACUUCAGGUCAUGGACUUUUGACAUCUUGACUGAUGAUGUGGAACAUGUUCAACAUGAUAGCGCCAUUGACAUAUUACUAAGAGCUCAUUUCGGAAGGAAUGCAUUAAUGAAAGAAUUGAAUAAAAUUAAGCGCAUGGUUUCCAGAAGUCUUGCCGCGGGAGAUUUCUGA
Messenger RNA from Sclerotinia trifoliorum, 564 nucleotides. Lineage: Eukaryota; Fungi; Ascomycota; Leotiomycetes; Helotiales; Sclerotiniaceae. The record is from the annotation of a GenBank genome assembly.